Hippocampus zosterae (dwarf seahorse) is the source of this 3277-nucleotide messenger RNA. RefSeq lists its product as uncharacterized. The transcript has 4 exons. The coding region runs from base 1554 to 2648 and encodes 364 amino acids. The record is from RefSeq and is a predicted model, not a curated record. Lineage: Eukaryota; Metazoa; Chordata; Actinopteri; Syngnathiformes; Syngnathidae.
ACUUUUACUUUGAAUUGUCGCAUCAAAUACAGUCUAACUACACGCCAACCAAAUGUCUAAUCCUCAUCAUUGUUUUCAACACUCACUCCGGCCAACAAAGAAAGCGUUCGGUUUUGUCUCAUUGUUCCAAAAGACAAUGUCGAAGACACUUUAUGACUUUUGCAGUAUGCAUUUUGCAGUGUUGUGUCCAAGGACUGGCAACCCGAGGCCAAGGCGAAGGCCAAGGACUUGGAAAAUUUUCCGAGGCAUGGCCAAGGCCAAGGACUUGAGAAAUUUUCCGAGGCCAAGGCCAAGGACCAAGGACUUGCCUCCGAGGCCAAGGCCAGGGACCAAGGACUGAUUUUGAAGCUGAGGCCUAGCCGAGGACAUGUAUAAAACAAUGCCAUCAUACCACUUGGCAGUCCCAGGGACUCGCUGAUCAGAAAGGUAAGAGUCCCAUUAUGCAUUGAGACAGUCCCAAAUUUCGAAUUCUGAAAUGGUCUAAUUAUUCAAUUGCACAUGAUAAUAACACUCCUCCGUGAGUCGUCAACUUACCGUGGUGGAGGGGUUUGUGUGUCCCAAGGAUCCUAGAAGCUAAGUUGUCUGGGGCUUUAUGCCCCUGGCAGGGUCACCCAUGGCAAACAGGUUCUAAGUGAGGGGCCAGACAAAGCACGGCUCAAAGACCCCAAUGAUGAUUGAAAUAAAUGGAUCUAGGUUUCCCUUGCCCGGACGUGGGUCACCGGGGCCCCCCUCUGGAGCCAGGCCUGGAGGUGGGGCUCGUUGGCAGGCGCCUGGUGGCCGGGCCUACACCCAUGGGGCCCGGCCGGGCACAGACCGAAGAGGCAACGUGGGUCCCCCUUCCCAUGGGCUCACCACCCAUGAGAGGGGCCAAAGAGGUCGGGUGCAAUGUGAGCUGGGCGGCAGCCAAAGGCGGGGACCCUGGCGGUCCGAUCCUCGCCUGCAGAAGCUAGCUCUUGGGACAUGGAAUGUCACCUCUCUGGCAGGGAAGGAGCCCGAGCUGGUGUGUGAGGCAGAGAAUUUCCGACUGGAUAUAGUAGGACUUGCCUCCACACACAGCCUGGGUUCUGGUACCAGUUCUCUCGAGAGGGGUUGGACUCUCUUCCACUCUGGAGUUGCUCACGGUGAGCGGCGCAGAGCAGGUGUGGGCAUACUCAUUGCCCCCCGGCUCAGUGCCUGUACAUUGGGGUUCACACCGGUAGACGAGAGGGUUGCCUCCCUCCGCCUUCGGGUGGGUGGACGGGUCCUGACUGUUGUUUGUGCAUAUGCACCAAACAGCAGCUCAGCAUACCCACCCUUUUUGGAGUCCUUGGAGGGUGUGCUGGAGAGUACUCCUUCUAGGGACUCCCUUGUUCUGCUGGGGGACUUCAAUGCUCACGUGGGCAAUGACAGUGAUACCUGGAGGGGCGUGAUUGGGAGGAACGGCCCCCCCGAUCAGAACCCAAGUGGUGUUUUGUUGUUGGACUUCUGUGCUCGUCACGGAUUGUCCAUAACGAACACCUUGUUCAAACAUCAGGGUGUCCAUUUGGCAGCAGGACACCCUAGGCCGCAGUUCGAUGAUCGACUUUGUAAUUGUAUCAUCGGAUUUGCUGCCGCAUGUUCUGGACACUCGGGUGAAGAGAGGGGCGGAGCUGUCAAUUGAUCACCACCUGGUGGUGAGUAGGCUCCGAUGGUGGGGGAAGAUGCCGGUCCGUCCUGGUAGACCCAAACGUAUAGUGAGGGUUUGUUGGGAGCAUCUGGCGGAAUCCCCUGUCAGAAGGAGUUUCAACUCCCACCUCCGACAGAGCUUUUCCCAUGUUCCUGGGGAGGCGGGGGACAUUGAGCCCGAGUGGACCAUGUUCCGUGCCUCUAUUGUUGAGGCGGCCAAUCUGAGUUGUGGCCGUAAGGUGGUUGGUGCCUGUCGUGGCGGCAAUCCCCGUACUCGCUGGUGGACACCAGCAGUAAGGGAUGCCGUCAAGCUGAAGAAGGAGUCCUAUCGAGCCUUUAUGGCCUGUGGGACCCCAGAGGCAGCUGACGGGUAUCGACUGGCCAAGCGGACCGCGGCUUCGGUGGUCGCCGAGGCAAAAACCCGAGCGUGGGAAGAGUUCGGUGAGGCCAUGGAAGCCGACUUCCGGAUGGCUUCGAGGAAAUUCUGGUCCACCAUCCGACGUCUCAGGAGGGGGAAGCAGUGCACCACUAACACUGUGUACAGUGGGGAUGGGGCGCUGUUGACUUCGACUCGGGACGUUGUGAACCGGUGGGCAGAGUACUUCGAAGACCUCCUCAACUCCACCAACACGUCUUCCUUGGAGGAAGCAGAGCCUGGGGACUCUGAGGUGGGCUCUCCUAUCUCCGUGGUUGAAGUCACCGAUGUGGUUAAAAAGCUCCUCGGUGGCAAGGCCCCAGGGGUGGAUGAGAUCCGCCCGGAGUUCCUCAAGGCUCUGGAUGUUGUGGGGCUGUCCUGGUUGACACGCCUCUGCAACAUCGCGUGGUCAACAGGGAGAGUGCCUCUGGAUUGGCAGACCGGGGUGGUAGUCCCUCUUUUUAAAGGGGGGGACCGGAGGGUGUGUUCCAACUACAGAGGGAUAACACUCCUCAGCCUCCCUGGUAAGGUCUAUUCAGGGGUGCUUGAGAGGAGGGUCCGUCAGGAAGUCGAGCCUCAGAUUGAGUAGGAGUAGUGUGGUUUUCGUCCCGGCCGUGGAACAGUGGACCAGCUCUACACCCUUAGCAGGGUCCUUGAGGGUAUAUGGGAAUUCGCCCAACCAGUCUACAUGUGUUUUGUGGACUUGGAGAACGCAUUUGACCGUGUCCCUCGGGACACAAUCUUGCUGCUGUUGACUGUAAAUUUCCCCAGUGUGGGGCAAAUAAAGUGUCCCUCUGGGAGUUCUGUGGGGGGUGCUUCGUGGGUAUGGGGUACCGAACCCCCUGAUACGGGCUGCUCGGUCACUGUACCACCGAUGUCAGAGUUUGGUUCGCAUUGCCGGCAGUAAGUCGGAAUCGUUUCCAGUGGGGGUAGGACUCCGCCAAGGCUGCCCUUUGUCGCCGAUUCUGUUCAUAACCUUUAUGGACAGAAUUUCUAGGCGCAGCCGAAGCGUUGAGGAGGUCCGUUUUGGGGGCCUCAGUAUUGCAUCCCUGCUUUUUGCAGAUGAUGUGGUCCUGUUGGCUCCUUCAAACGGGGCUCUCCAACUCUCACUGGAGCGUUUCACAGCCGAGUGUGAAGCGGUUGGGAUGAAAAUCAGCACCUCCAAAUCUGAAACCAUGGUCCUCAGUCGGAAAAGGGGUGGAGUGCCCUCUCCAGGUC